UGAAACUGAGUUGGAAAACGUACCUCACUGCAUUCGGCAUCAGUUUUUUUCAAGAUGGCGAACGUGCGGGACAGCGACAUUUCACUCUGGCUGCACAAUAAGCUUGGUACAUCGAACGAUUCAUGGAUCAGCGGCUCAAUCACAUCGCAACUGAACAAGGAAGUGCUGCGGAACAUCAAGGAGUGUUUUCCGGACCUACAGACGCAGGUUAAGCUGAAACUGCUGCUCAGCUUUUUCCAAAUUCCGCGACGGAUAGUCGAAGAGUGGAAAACGGAGUUGGAAGAGGUGAUCGAAGUCGCUGGUCUCGAUUCGGAGCUAUGGGUGUCAAUGAUAGCGGAAACGAUAAAAACCCUCCCGACCACUGGCUCGCUGAACACGGAAAUCUCCGACUACGAGGAGACGCGGCCCAUCUUCACAGACAUGGUGAACGAGCUGCGGCGGUUGGUGGUGAAGAAUGCCGACCUCGGCAUGCUGCCGCUGGAGUGCCAGUAUCUCAACAAGUCGGCGCUCGUGUCCGUGGUCGGCCAGCAGACCACGCCGGUGAAACACUUUACGCUGAAGCGCAAACCGAAAAGUGCGGCCUUACGCGCGGAGCUGCUGCAGAAGUCUUCCGAUGCGCAGAGCUGUCUCAAGAAGAUAUCUGCACCGACAGUGCCUUUACGGUCGCGUGGCAUUCCACGUAAGAUGACCGACACGACACCGCUGAAGGGUAUUCCGUCGCGCGUCCCUACCGGGGGGUUCCGCUCACCGCCGACCACGCCGGGCCAAACGCGGCCAACGAUGAGUCGGACGCCCGCGGGCAGGAAGGAUGGCGGUAUCAAGCUGCUCGAAAUCGGCGAGCAACCGUUGGGCUAUGCGGCGGCAAAGAAGCGCAAACGGGAGCAGGAGAAGGAAGAGCAGGCUAAGAAGGUCGCAGAACAGCAGAGCCAAAGUGCGAACGAUACGAAACCCGUGGCCGUCUCACCAGUCACCUCAAGCCCGACCGUUACCACUACGCCCGACUAUGCGGCCGGUUUGUCUGCACCGUCGACGGUGUACAGUCAACCGGCGACCCCGAUGCCUGCCACAUCUGGCAGCAAGGAUACACCCGCCAUGUCAACGUCGGUUGCGGCUAACGCGCCGCAAGCGCAAGUGUCGCAGCCACAGCAGCAGCAACAGCAGCAACAGCAGCAGCAGCAACAACAACAACAGCAGCAGCAAGCACCAACAGCACAGCAAACGCAGCUUCAGCCACCCCAGCGACAACAGCAAAGUCAACCGGCAACAGUAUCUCAGCCGAAUCAGCAACAGACGCCCACAGCGGCUCAAACUACAACCGCUGACGUUGACGAGGAGGAGGAGGAGGUAGAAAUGAAGGAGGUGAAGAAGGAAUCCAUUAGCUUAACGUCGCCCACAUCGAUAGCGGUCAGUUCCGUGCCAAGCGUUGUCAGCUCGGCACCGCCUCCACUAGCUUACCCUACUACGAAAACGCUUUCCGCUACGGUCAUCAAAACGGAGGCCGUUGCAACCGGUACGGUCGGCAGCUCCAUGGUCACGCUGUCCUCGCAGCCACCAUCGUUAGUGCGGACGGUGCCGCUGACGCCGAAGCAGGCCAAAUCGGUGCUGCAAACGCAACCGGGAGCGACGGGCGGCGUUCAAAUCAUCCAAAAGUCGACCGGGAAAACGAUCAGCGCUGCGGCAGCCGCUGCUGCCGCGGUAACGAGCAGCAGUAACACGAACGCGCAGCAGAAAAUUGAAAUCAUAUCGUCCGAAUCGAUCGUUCCCAGCGCGCUGCAUGCUUCCAUUCCAAAAUCCACCACCAUCAUCAACCGGGGCGGCAACAUACUGUUCACCACGAAGCAGGUGCAGCCCGGUACGACCACCGCUGGCGGCGGGGGCACAAUAAUCCAGCAGAAAACGCCACUAACUUCGUUCGUGCUAAACACAUCGUCGCCCGGAAAGCAGCUUAACAUUCAGCGAAUAGUGUCGGGCGUCAGUUCUGCCAGUACGCCCAGCCUGACAACGACCCUGUCCCGUGCUCAGCAGCCGCAGCAAUUGAUCCAGCAGCACCCGCAGCAGAUUCAGGUGCAAGGAGCACAGGUUGCCGGGCAGGCCGGUACUCGGAUUGUGCAAAUCAAGACGGCCCCAACCAUGUCGCUGAACAACAACCAGCUGAUGCAGAAUAUUCCCCCACUCAUAUCGACCCAGAUGCCGGGCGGCGCCGCUCAGCCAACGAUCCUAAACAUCCAGUCGGUGCAGCAGCAACAGCAGCAGCAGCAGGGGCAGCAAAAUCAGCUGCAGAUAACGCCCACGGCAGUGCCGCAGAAGCGCACCAUCACGAUCACGGCACAGAACCCAACGACGGCCGGUAUGACGACCUCCGUCGCGCAAAUUCUCCAACAGCAGCAGCAGCUGCAGCAACAGCAACAGCAGCAGCAGCAGGCCCUACAAGCGACGGCUGCGGCAGCGGUCGGUCAGCAGCCCAAGUACACGCAGGUCGUCAUGCCGCCGAACGUGAAGGGCAAUACGUACUACGUCACCAACUCGGCCAACAUGUCGAACGUGCUGAACCAGAAGGGCGUCAUCAUUCAAACGGUGGACGCGUCGGGCAACACGGUGUACCAGCAGAUACCGCUCCAGAAUGUGUCCGGGCUGGGCGGGGCCACCAUACUGACCGGGCCGCCCGGGCUGAUCAAAACCGAGUCGGACACGAAGCUGAGCCAAAUACCCGCCCUGGUACCGACCAGCUCGCUGCAUCAAAAUAUUCCCGCCCUAACGCCCGUCGUCAUUCAGCCGAGCGGAGGGCAACAGCAGGGCACGACCGUGAUACAGCAGCAGCAGCAGCAACAGCAAAGCACCACCAUACCGGCACUAAUAACAAACAUUUCGCAGCAGCACGUGCAGCAACAGCAGCAGCAGCAGCAGCAGCAACAGGGACAGGUGAAGCAGCAGGUGAUUUUCCGCCCCGUCGGCGGAACGAACAAUGUGCAAACGAUUUUGCCACAGGGAAUUACGCUUAUCCAACGGCCCGGCGGGCAACCAAAGCUAGUGCAAACGAUUCAACAGUCCGCCGUCGGUGGUGUGCAGCAGCAACAGCAGCUGAUCAAAACGACAGCAACGGCGGGCCAGCCGGGCCAGCGGACGAUAAUAACGCAAAUACCGCAGCAGCAGCAGCAGCAGCAGCAACAGCAGGCGCAGCAGCAGCACACCAUCCAGUUCCAGGCACCGGGCACGCAGCGUACCGGCGGUACGACCAUUCAGCUAGUCCAGCAACCGCAGCAGCAAGCUCAAACCCAGCAGAUUCAGGUGCAACGGGCCCAGCUGAAACAAGUAACGCAGCAGCAGCAGCAGGGAACCACGGUUACGAUACAGCAGCAGUCGCAAGGCAGCGGUCAGCAACAGCAGGUACAGCAGGCUCAGCAGCAGCAGCAGCAAGCCGGUGCCAGAAAGGGGCUUUCAAUAUCGAGCAAGUAUUACAUGGAAGCACACGACAUGUUCAAACGCGCCAACUGCGUAUCGCGACUGGAGAAGGCGAUCAUUAUCGGUUUCAUGGCCGGCUACCGCAACAAUCCCAGACCGUCGCCGGAAAACGUCGUCACUAUCAAGCUGAACGAAAGUUUGGAAAAAGUGCACCAGGACGACCAGUCGACCCUUAUGCUGGUGGAGUCGCUUAUCACGCUCGACUACAACACGGGUCAGUGGCGAACAUUCCGUAAGUAUCGCGAGGUCGACCAAACGCAACAGCUGCCGGAAGGGGUGAGCGGGGACGCGACAACGGUGGCUGGUACGGCAAACCCGGCUGCCGGGGGAGGCGGCAGUGGGACGGCCUCAAACGCCGGACAGCAAAACUCGGUAGUUAUUUAAUAUUUAGCAUAGAGUGCACCAAAAACUGUACCGAAACGGCGGGGCAAGUAAGGAUCGCGAAGGUUUAUCAUUGCGCGGUGCAGCACUGUUGUUCGUAAGCACCAGGAGAACAGUAAAACAAUAGUACAGAGUAUGUAGGCAAAAGUAAAGUAAAGUAAAAAAGAAACAGCUGCAAACAAAGCGGCGCAAUACGAAGGUGUGAGCAUUGUUAGGCAAUUUAUGAUAUGUAUAUGUAAGUAGUACAUAUUUGUAUAGGACUGUAACUUUAAUAAUGCUAAACGUCGUACGUAAGGUCCGCGGGAAGGGAUGGCAGCAGCUUUUGCCGAGCGAUUCAAAGAAUCAGUGCAGUGCGCGUGGUUGGACUCUGUGGCUGUUUGAUGGAAGUGUGGGGGCAGAUGUAGCAAAACAACAAACAGUUUGAUCAGUUUGGCAAUGACUAGUUUUAGCGAGAAUAAUAUAUCAAUGCUAACGGUGAUUUCUGUUGAAGGAUGUAUUUUGUAUAAAUUAAUGGGGAAUAAUGGCAUCGAUUUGUUUUCUUGUUCUUUUGAAGAAACGCCACACCAACACAUUUGGUGGUGUUACGUUUCGUAAAUACUGUACAUAGAUGCAAACAAGCUUUUGGCAGAAGAAAAAAUGAACACGAGAAGAGGUUUGUGUUAACGCAAACUCAUGCGCUCUAGCACAGAGGACUGUCGUUAGGCAUGUGCAGCUUCUCGAAAUGAUCAACACCACGACGCCAGAAGAGCAUCAACGCAGUGUGUCAUUUGCAUUUUUGUUGAGAAGGAGUUUAGUUUGCGCAUACGAUUGUGAGCAGUUGUACCGAGCAAAGUGUACCAUGAAAACAAUAUCUGCAGUGCGCCAAGUAUCCUUUGCGCGCUCAAUGGACAGCAACAGUAUAACACACGGUUCAUUCUGCAAGGCCAAUGCAUGUUGGUUUGCCACAUUCUCAAGACAAUAGAAUAGCGACGGAGCAAGGAAGGGGCGAACGCGCUACGCUUUACUGUCUAGUGUUGCAUUGUAUCUAGUGUUUUGUUUUAGACCGUAGCGAAGAAAGCCUGCGAUCAUGUAUAAACUAAAAGCAUUUUAGUUCACAAGAGGCGAAAUAAGUGUUAUUAUGAAUUAUUAUUUUAGCGUCUGUAUCGAAAUUAAAACAAAAAAAGAGAUAACGAAAUAUAUGCAUACACAGAACGCGA
Anopheles arabiensis is the source of this 5036-nucleotide messenger RNA. RefSeq names its product negative elongation factor A (gene Nelf-A). The record is from RefSeq and is a predicted model, not a curated record. The transcript has 4 exons. Gene Ontology annotation, cellular component: NELF complex. Gene Ontology annotation, biological process: negative regulation of transcription elongation by RNA polymerase II. Lineage: Eukaryota; Metazoa; Arthropoda; Insecta; Diptera; Culicidae. Bases 55 to 3843 code for a protein of 1262 amino acids.